Dryobates pubescens (Downy woodpecker) is the source of this 2177-nucleotide messenger RNA. It is a transcript of the gene KCNC4, whose product is annotated as potassium voltage-gated channel subfamily C member 4. Gene Ontology annotation, molecular function: delayed rectifier potassium channel activity; protein binding. The record is from RefSeq and is a predicted model, not a curated record. The transcript has 5 exons. Bases 229 to 2139 code for a protein of 636 amino acids. Gene Ontology annotation, cellular component: neuronal cell body membrane; axon; dendrite membrane. Lineage: Eukaryota; Metazoa; Chordata; Aves; Piciformes; Picidae. Gene Ontology annotation, biological process: protein homooligomerization; potassium ion transmembrane transport.
GUUGGGAGCCAGGGAGGGAUGGGAUCUGCCCGAGCCUCUGCCAAGAGCUGGCUCCGGCUCCGCAGGCAGCUCCGGGCUGCAUUUCCCCGCCGGCGCGAAGCGGAGCGGGGGUGUCCGGGGCUCACUCCUCGCUGACACCGAGACCCCCCCUCACUCAAGCCUCACCCGCACGCUCCCGGCCCGGAGGAAAGGGUGCACGUAGAGGGCAUCUCCCAGCCACCGAAAUCUAUGAUCAGCUCCGUGUGUGUCUCCUCCUACCGUGGACGCAAGUCUGGGAACAAACCACCCUCCAAAACAUGCCUGAAGGAAGAGAUGGGCAAAGGGGAAGAGUCGGACAAGAUCACCAUCAACGUGGGGGGCACCCGGCAUGAGACCUACAAAAGCACCCUGCGGACUCUGCCGGGGACCCGCCUGGCCUGGCUGGCCGACCCCGACGCCCAGAGCAACUUUGACUUUGACGGCCAAAGCAAUGAGUUCUUCUUCGACCGGCACCCCGGCAUCUUCUCCUACGUCCUCAACUACUACCGCACGGGCAAGCUGCACUGCCCGGCCGACAUCUGCGGGCCCCUCUUCGAGGAGGAGCUCACCUACUGGGGCAUCGACGAGACCGACGUGGAGCCCUGCUGCUGGAUGACCUACCGGCAGCACCGCGACGCCGAGGAGGCCCUCGACAUCUUCGAGAGCCCCGAGCCCGGCGGAGGGGCCGGCGGGGAGGAGCCUGAAGAAGAAGGGGGUAGGGAGAUGGCCCUCCAGCGCCUGGGAGUGGAUGAGAGGCCGGCGGGGGCGGCGGGGGCGGCCGGAGGGGGGGGCUGCUGUCGGAAUUGGCAGCCCAGGAUGUGGGCGCUCUUUGAGGAUCCCUACUCGUCCAAGGCGGCAAGGGCGGUGGCCUUCGCCUCGCUCUUCUUCAUCCUGGUCUCCAUCACCACCUUCUGCCUGGAGACGCACGAGGCCUUCAACAUCGACGUCAACGUGACGGAGACGCUGGUGGUGGGCAACACCACCCGGGUGCUGCUGACCCGCAAGGUGGAGACGGAGCCCAUCCUCACCUACAUCGAGGGGGGCUGCGUCCUCUGGUUCACCCUGGAGUUCCUGGUGCGCGUCGCCUGCUGCCCGGACAAGCUGCUCUUCGUCAAGAACCUGCUGAACAUCAUUGACUUCGUGGCCAUUCUGCCUUUCUACCUGGAGGUGGGGCUCAGCGGCCUCUCCUCCAAGGCCGCCCGGGACGUGCUGGGCUUCCUGCGGGUGGUCCGCUUCGUCCGCAUCCUGCGCAUCUUCAAGCUGACCCGCCACUUCGUGGGGCUGCGGGUGCUGGGCCACACGCUGCGGGCCAGCACCAACGAGUUCCUCCUCCUCAUCAUCUUCCUGGCCCUGGGGGUCCUGAUCUUCGCCACCAUGAUCUACUACGCCGAGCGGCUCGGCGCCAAGAGCUCCGACCCCCGCGGCGGCGACCACACUCACUUUAAGAACAUCCCCAUCGGGUUCUGGUGGGCCGUGGUCACCAUGACCACCCUGGGCUACGGGGACAUGUACCCCAAAACCUGGUCGGGGAUGGUGGUGGGGGCCCUCUGCGCCCUGGCCGGGGUGCUGACCAUCGCCAUGCCCGUGCCGGUCAUCGUCAAUAACUUUGGGAUGUACUACUCGCUGGCCAUGGCCAAGCAGAAGCUGCCAAAGAAGAAGAAGAAGCACAUCCCCAGGCCUGCCCAGCUGGACUCCCCCACCUUCUGCAAGGCCGAGGAGAACUCCCCCCGCGACGGCGGCCGCGGCGACGCCUGCCCCCCGGCCGGGGAGGAGGGGGCGGCCGAGAGGAAGCGCUCAGACUCCAAGCAGAAUGGUGAGGCCAACGUGGUACUGUCAGAUGAGGAGCAGCCCCUGUCACCCACUGAUGAGGAGAAGAGGCCCAUGAGGCGCUCCAGCACCCGGGAGAAGAACAAGAAGUCCUCCACCUGCUUCCUGCUGGCCACGGGGGACUUCUCCUGCACAGCAGAUGGAGGCAUCCAGAAAGGCUAUGGAAAAUCCCGAAGCCUGAGCAGCAUAGAUGGUGUGGCAGGACCCCCGCUGGGCCUGGCCCCCCUCCCCUCCCGCUGCAGCUCCCCCUGCCCUCUGCAGCAGCCCUGCUCUCCCGUCCCCUCCAUCCUCUAGCCUGCCAGCCGGCUCAGCCACCCUGCUUCGGCUCCGUC